CCGUUAAGUCCACAUGUGAGUAAUAAGAACGAGAGAUCAGUUCAAACGGAGAAGAAAAAGAAGGAGAGAUCAAACGAUGAACUCCUCCAAUCUGCAAUCAAACCCCACUCUACCAUCACCACCACAUCAUCAUCUCUUCACCUCCAUCGACAUGGGAACAAACUCCUUCAAACUCCUCAUCGUCCACGCCGAUCCUUCCCUCAGAUCCUCCUUCCUCCCCGUCGAGCGUCUCAAGGAGCCAGUCGUCCUCUCCCGCGAAUCCCCAACCUCCAUCUCCUCCCAAUCCCGAUCCCGCGCCAUCCUCUCCCUCCGCAAAUUCAAAUCCCUCAUCCUCUCCCACAACGUCCCGCCCAGCCAGAUCCGCUGCGUCGCAACAGAAGCCUUACGCCAGGCGGAGAAUCAGAGACAGUUCGUGGAAGCUGUCCUCGACGACGUCGGGAUAAAGAUCGACGUGGUUGAUGGAGAAGAGGAGGCGAGGCUUGUUUACCUCGGCGUGCUCCAGUUUUUGCCUGUGUUCGAGAGGUCGGUGCUGUGCAUCGAUAUCGGAGGCGGAUCUACUGAGUUCGUUGUAGGUAAGCGCGGGGAGGUGAGAUUCGCGGUUUCUUUGAAGCUAGGUCAUGUGAAUUUGACGCAGAUGUUUGGUGGUGGUGUUGGAUCGGUGGAGAUGAUGAGGGAGUACAUACGUGGCGUGAUCGAUGAGUCUAGGUUAGGGGAUAGGUUGAGUGAGUUUGAGGUUGUUGUGGGGUCUUCCGGGACGAUUCGAGCGAUUGAGAACGCUGUUUUCAGCGGUUACGGAAGUGAUUUGUGUCACGAGGAGGAGGAAGGGGAGUAUAAGAGGGAUUGGAGAUUUGGUAGGAGAGAGUUGAGUAGUGUUGUGGAGAAGCUGUGUAGGGAAGGAGAUGAGGAGUUGAUUAGGAGAGAAGGAUUUUUUGGGAGGAGAGCGGAGUUUAUUGAAGCUGGGGCUGUGUUGUUGGAGGAGAUAUUUGAGGCUCUGGGGAUUGAGGAGAUGGAGGUUUCGGAGUAUGCGUUGGCGGAAGGUGUGAUUGCUGAUUCUUUGGGUAAAGCGUUUGGUGGAUUGUAUGAUUUGAAUGCUAAUGCGAGGUGGAGAUCGGUCAUGAGGCUUGCGACGAGACUCAAUGGGAAAAAGCGAAUGAAUCAUGCCAUACACUGUGCUAACAUCGCCAAGGAGAUCUUUGUAGGUUUGAGGAAGUGCAAUGACUUUAAUGUCAUAUUAGAUGAUAAGGAUCUUGAGUAUCUUCAAGCUGCUUGUUUCUUACACAAUAUCGGAAUCAUCACAGGGAAAAAAGGGUAUCAUAAGCAGUCUUAUCAUAUCAUCAAGUUUCUUCUUUCGCAGAAUGGAGAUCAUCUCUACAGCUACACAGCUGAGGAAGUCGAGUUUAUAGCAUUGCUUACGAGAUACCAAAGAAAGAAGUUUCCCAAGCUUGAUCGUGCGCCUUUUAAGAACUUCGCUGAGAAGGCAAAGAGAAAGUUCAUUAUCAUGUGCUUGAUUAUACGAUUAUCUGUUCUACUUCAACGGAGUGAGAGUAUGGAUCUCCAAGUAUUUGAAUUUCUUGAAUCUGCUAAUAGCUUCAAACUUGUGCUUAAACAACAAAACAAGGAACCCUUGGUGAUUGGCUCUCAAGAUCAAGCAGAAGAAACCUCCGAUACAUUACAAUUGGAGCAAGAAGUUGAGCAUUUUAAAAGGCUAUUCAAGAAGGAAAUGGUGGUUGUUCUUCCUUCCUGAAUAACAGACGGACGUGUCAUUCAGUAUUUAACUUAAGCUUUCCCAGGCAGUGUUGCAGUGUUAAAUUAUAAACAGAUGUGUAAAACUAUAUAGUUACUUCUCUGGAUGAAGAGAAAGAAUGAAAACUCUCUCCAGUGAUGGAGAAGUUUUCCCUUAUAAAUUGGCCUGAGAGGUGAGCAUAAGAGACGGUGGGUGCAUCUACUAACCUCCUCGUAUCGCCCGAUCUAACCUCUGUAAAUUUUGGUUCUAACUCUUGUAUAAUAGCCCUACAUUGUUUCAUCUUUGGUUGUUUAUUUGCGUUUGGUUUUAACAACAAGAACAGCCAAAUUAGACUUGACCGGAAUCUACAAGCCAAAGAACCAUUUGCGAGAUGUACCAUUCUGACAAGUAGCAGAGUUUUUUUUAUCAUAAUGAUAUUUCAUUUGCUUACAGACACAA
Molecule: messenger RNA, 2182 nt
Organism: Raphanus sativus (radish)
Lineage: Eukaryota; Viridiplantae; Streptophyta; Magnoliopsida; Brassicales; Brassicaceae
Exons: 8
Coding region: 77-1744 (555 amino acids)
Molecular function (GO): pyrophosphatase activity
Source: RefSeq, a predicted model, not a curated record